AGGCUGGUUGGGUUGUUGACUUAGAAAGCAGUUACAGAUGACGCGGUUAUUGCAAGAACUCCUAAAAAAUAUUAGAAGUUAUGAUAACACGAAAAAAAGAAGAAUAGUUAGAUGGAUGCAGAAAUGGGGUAUCCUGAAAAGUAGGAUGCAGUGUCCAAAAUGCAAUCGAAGCAUGCGCCUGGAAAAAUGCGAUCGCAGCGAUGGUUUACGAUGGGUCUGUAAGCAUCACAAAAGUUCACCACUCUCUGUGCGCAAUGGCUCAAUAUUCACCAAUUCUCACACCCCUUUGGUGAAAUGGCUUGAGUUUAUGUACAGGUUUGCACAAGGUUUGCAGUUGAAGCAGCUUGCCAUGAUCAAUGACGGUAUAGCAGGAAGCUCAAAGACACUGACAAGAAUGACAAAAGUACUCAGAAAGGUGUGCAUUGCUGCCCUCAAGAGACUGAGGAUCAGAGGAAUGAGAAUUGGUGGUCAACAUCGAUUUGUUGUUAUCGACGAGAGCAAAUUUGCUCACAAACGAAAGUACCAUCGUGGCCGAUGUGGCAACACUUGGCGGCGUAAGCGCCAGUGGGUCUUCGGGAUGCUAGAGGUUGAUGGUCUUUCCAGAAGACCCAUUCUGAGACUCGUCAAGGACCGCUCAAGGCAAACACUUAUAAGCAAAAUUCAACGACAUAUCAGACCUAGAACAUCAAUCCUUACAGAUGAAUGGCGUGCCUACAACAGACAGCUUUCCCAGUAUGGAUAUCGUCAGUAUUCUGUCUGCCAUAAAAGACACUUUGUUGAUCCAGGGACUGGUGCUCAUACUCAGCAUAUUGAGCGUGCAUGGCAGAAUUACAAGUUGGAAAUAUGGCGUCGUAGAGGAAAUCGUACUACUGAGUCACUGAAAACUCACCUCAAAAUGAUAGAGUGGCACCACUGGUUAGGUGUACGCCAUUAUGAUGGUGUCUUAGGUAGACUUAUUCAUGAUGUAAAAAAGCAUGUCAAGACAAUAUAAAUGUGUGGGAUGCUGUAAUUAACUGUCUUUGCAGUGAUAUGGACCAAAUGCUGCAUUGCUUAACCCCCACAAUUGCACCAUUGUUUUAAUUCAAUUUUGGGUGAAUCG
Messenger RNA from Carassius auratus (goldfish), 1099 nucleotides. RefSeq lists its product as uncharacterized. The coding region runs from base 38 to 991 and encodes 317 amino acids. NCBI's taxonomy places the organism in Eukaryota, Metazoa, Chordata, Actinopteri, Cypriniformes, Cyprinidae. The record is from RefSeq and is a predicted model, not a curated record. The transcript is spliced from 5 exons.